AUAUUUUUUGAAUAAUAAUUAAAGGUUAUCAAGCGUUAUACACAAGUUUAAUCUGUGGAUAAUUAUUCACCUUUACUUUUUUAAGUAAUCGUCUUGCGCAAUGAGAACUGGCUACAUGAUCAUAAAAUAGUAAGAAAAUAAAAAGAGAAAGAAAUUUUCGCUUGAUCACAGAAAUAUUAAACAUAAAUGUAGAAAUAAAGGAAGGAAAAUAAUCGAAGGUUGUCAUAAAAUAUCCAUUGCCGGUUGUCAAGUGAUAAACUUAAAGAAUAUAGGCAACCCACGCUUCUUUGCACCCUCGUUUCUUGUCCAUCGUUCUCCGAGGACAUUCGGUGGUAUUAAAUCGACUAUAAAUCUUGACGUCUUGUCACCCAAAGUCCACGGUUAUCGCCAACUGUCCCCGAUUACUUCCGUACGGAAAUGUUGGCCGAUCCACAGGUGGGGCAUAAUUCGCAUCUUCGAUAAGUAUAAAGACAGGGAUCACCAUCGUAUUUUUGUCAGUCGGUUAUUAUAUCUCGUCAGGUCCUAAACAUCCUAAACGUUAUUUUUAGUUUCUUAGUAAAGUUUGUUAAACAUACAGGAUGAACGAUCAAUCAUAUCUAAUCAUCGCAUUAGCGAUGAUCCUUUUAACAAGUUCGUCAUUUGGUUGGCCGUAUAGACGUCGAGAUGUCUUUGACAAUGCGGUAGAUAGUCCAGGUGGGCUGGUAUCUCAUUUGCAACAAUUUGGUGAGACCCUAUAUGGUUUGCCAAAUAACGAGACGGGUUCUAAAGUGGCUAACUGGCACGAAGGAAUGUCUGUUAAUCCUGAAGAAUUGGGUAAUUAUGCUGAAGGUGAUAUCCUUUUUCCACUUGGAAUGGGUAGGAACGGUUUAAAGGCAGAAAAUGCUAGAUGGCCUAAUGGUAUUAUCCCUUAUAUGAUCAGUCCUUACUUUGGUAAGAUUGAAUUUAGUAACAUUGUAAGAUUUUUUCUCUUUUAUUUAAGAGAGUUGAGGUACUUAGACUCGACUCGUUUCAUGGAUUACCCCCGGUAUUCGUGUUUUUAUUUCAUAGACGAGAGACAACGUAAACUCAUUCAUGAUGCUAUGGAGGAAUAUCGCAAAUAUACGUGCAUCAAGUUCAAGCCGUAUAUUGGCGAGGAAAGCGAUUACAUUAGAAUUACAGCAGGUACUACCGGUUGUUGGAGUAGCGUAGGUAAAAUUGGUGGGCGGCAAGACGUAAAUCUUCAGGUACCGGGAUGCGUAACCAAAAUAGGUACCGUGAUUCAUGAAUUGAUGCACGCUGUUGGUUUUUUUCAUGAACAGAGUAGAUACGAACGAGAUGAAUAUGUUACUAUAAAAUGGAAUAACAUCAUGAAUGGCCACGAAAGUAAUUUCGAAAAGGCUUCGAGAGAAAUUACCGAUGCAUUUGGUGUUGGCUAUGAUUAUGGCAGCGUGAUGCAUUACUCUGCUUAUGCGUUUUCCAAAAAUGGAGAACCUACUAUAGUACCAAAAGAACCUGGUGGUCUUUUGGGUCUUAUCGGAGAAAUCUUCCAGGGUAAAACAAAAGUUGAACUUGGACAACGGGAGGGACUUAGUAAACGAGAUAUUCAAAAAAUUCGCAAAAUGUACCAUUGCAACAAACGUAGGCGUAGUCAUAAUUGAUUUUUUUUCUUUUUCUUUAGUAUCACGAUUUGCAUAAUUUCUAAAAUGGAUUCACGAUCUUUUUAUUUUUUAAAUGAUACGAUCAAUAUGAGCAUCUAGUCGUAGAAUUAGAUCAUAGAUCUCAGGUAUAGUUUUAAGUUGGCACGUGUUUUAAAUAGAAAAAUAUAUUU
This is a messenger RNA of Vespa mandarinia (Asian giant hornet), 1807 nucleotides long. Its product is annotated as zinc metalloproteinase nas-13. Gene Ontology annotation, biological process: proteolysis. The record is from RefSeq and is a predicted model, not a curated record. NCBI's taxonomy places the organism in Eukaryota, Metazoa, Arthropoda, Insecta, Hymenoptera, Vespidae. Gene Ontology annotation, molecular function: metalloendopeptidase activity; zinc ion binding.